AUGGACGAAACGCGAGCUGCGGGAGGGCGAGAGCUUGGCACUUGCACUUCCGCUUUCACUGCAAAGAACACGAAGCUUCGCGAAGCUUCGCGCAAGCUUGCUCCGCUGCUCCUCCGAGGCAGAGAGGGGUGCCGACCAUGGAUAUCUUUGUCCAGUGCCUCACCUUCGUUCUUGUCAGCUUGUCAUGCCUCUUCUGUCGGCAUGAGCGAGGAUGCCCUAGAUCAGCACGCCGCACUGGCAGAGCAGAGGGAGGUCUUGACAGAGAUUGGCCGAAAUCGUCUCCGCGUGCGGCAGACGCAGCUGUCCUUCGGAGAGCUCGAGGUAGAAGAGGCGCUGGAAGCUGCACGGUGCCUUAGCACAAUGGACGCGGGUGACGCGAAGAAGGUCAUGCAACUUGCAGGCCGGAUUCGUGCAGCCGUGCGUGACCUGCGGAUGGCCGCAAGGUCAAGGCAGCAAGAGCAGGUUAUUGUGAACAAGCAUUUGACGCAAGCCGACAUUGAGAUCGAGAAGAGCCGUCAGGAAAUGACCUCCAUGAAGGAGGUGAUUGAUGAUAAAUCCUUGGUGGUAGCGAUGGAUGACUCGCAGCCGGCGGCGGCAGUGCCCCUGGAUGCGGAUGGCCUACCACUCCAGCCAAGGUAUCGGUACUGCACGAACUGCAAGGUCGGGGGUCAUGGCCAGAGGUUCUGCGAGUACCUGCUGGAGAGGCCGGACUGGCGAGUGUAUCCAAAUCAGAAAUGGUUCGAGGACGAGAAGGGCAAUGAAUACCAUUGCCCGCUGGGAAAGAAGCUGGUGGAUUUUGCCGACGAGUCUCACUUCAGCCGCAUCGCAAUGUACCUCAAAGGCAGGGCUUGGCUUGAAGAGAAGACCAAGGUGCUGGAGCUUGCGCCGGGGAGGAUGCCGGAGACGUACAUCCUCGAAAACGGUGCAUGGAGAGGCUCUCCUCCUCCGGAUCUGGAGGCCUCCGAGGUCCCCUGGUUUGUGAAGGAAGCCGACAGAAACUGGGGCACGUCCGUGCACGUCGUUGCCAAGCCUUCCGACUGCUUCGGCUUGGUGAAGCAAGAAGGGGUCUAUGUGGUUCAGCCCCACAUCAAGGAUCCGCUCUUGAUGGAUGAUGGCCGGAAGUGCCACAUCAAGUUCUACGUGCUGCUCCUGGGCUUUGAAGAUGGAGUCCGGUGGCAUUUGUACACAUUCAAGGAUGGCUACCUGUCCAUCUCACCGAACAAAUGGUCGCCAACUGACCUGUCAAAAGACACUCAGGUGACCAUCAUCCGCACGGAGCGGAUAGGGGGCUGGAAGGCUUGGCCGGAGGCCUACCCGAAGUGCAAGGCCGUGGUGGCGGAGGUGAUCGAGCGCGCCGUCACCCAGGGCAAGCUUGAAGGCCGGCUCAAUAAAGUGCAGUUUGAGAUUUUCUCGGCGGACUUCAUCGUCGACACCAGGGGAGACGUGUGGCUCUUCGAGUUCAACAUGAGCCCUGUGCUGAAAGAUCCAAAGGACGCUCCGAAGGUGAAUGAUGCAGACAUGGUGCGGGGGGCACUGUCCAUUGUCGCCCCCUGGCCAGGAGGUAGCCCUGGGCUCUGGGACUUCGCAGGGGAGUUCAAAGGCCACAAGCCUCAGCCCAAGGCGCCCCCCGCAGCCAAGGCCGCCGCUGCAUCCUCUUCCUCCGAGCCUGCGCCUGGAGCAGCUCCCUGA
This is a messenger RNA of Symbiodinium pilosum, 1689 nucleotides long. The record is from the annotation of a GenBank genome assembly. NCBI's taxonomy places the organism in Eukaryota, Dinophyceae, Suessiales, Symbiodiniaceae.